AUGGAGCUGGCGACGCGCGAUCUCGCGGCGCUCGGCGCGGCGGACCUGGUGCGGGUCUCCGCGGCGAUCCCGCGCGCCGCGCCGCGCACCUUCGCGCUGCUCACCGCCUGCCUCGUCUUCCCGCUCUCCUUCGCCGUGCUCGCGCACUCCCUCUUCACCCACCCCAUCCUCCGCCGCAUCCGGACCUCCGACUACACCGCCACCUCCGCGCAGUGGGUCGCCCUCUUCGCCUACCAGUUCCUCUACCUCAUCUUCCUCUUCACCUUCUCGCUCCUCUCCACCGCCGCCGCCGUCUUCACCGUCGCCUCCCUCUAUGCCGCCAAGCCGGCCUCCAUCGCCUCCUCGCUCUCCGCGCUGCCGCCCAUCCUGCCCCGCCUCCUCCGCACCUUCCUCUGGGUCUCGCUCCUCAUGCUCGCCUACCACGUCGGCUUCGUCAUCACCGUUGUCCUCCUCAUCCUCCUCUUCGACCCGCCCAUGACCGCCUCCACCCCGCCCCCCCUCUCUUUCCUCCUCGCCCUCCUCGCCGUCGCCUUCCUCUUCCUCGCCAUCCACGUCUACAUCUCCGCGCUCUGGCACCUCGCCAGCGUCAUCUCCGUGCUCGAGCCUCUCUGCGGCCUCGCCGCCAUGUCCAAGAGCAAGCAGCUCCUUCAGGGCCGCACUCGCACGGCCGCCGUCCUCGUUUUCUCCUACUUCGCCAUCUGCGGGCUCAUCACGGGGAUGUUCCGUUCGGCUGUCGUCAAAGCGCGGGGCGAGGAGGGGAGCCUCGACAUGAGCUUGGCCGGCCGGAUAGGCGUCGGCGCUCUGCUCGUCUCUGUUCUCGUCUGUGUCAAUCUCUUGGGGCUGCUCGCGCAGAGCGUCUUCUACUACGCCUGCAAGGCCUACCACAACCAGGAGAUCGACAGGACUGCGCUGUACGAGCACCUCGGCGGCUACCUUGGCGAGUACGUGCCGCUCAAGAGCAAUAUCCAGAUGGAGAACCUGUGA
Molecule: messenger RNA, 984 nt
Organism: Triticum turgidum subsp. durum (durum wheat)
Lineage: Eukaryota; Viridiplantae; Streptophyta; Magnoliopsida; Poales; Poaceae
Source: the annotation of a GenBank genome assembly